GGAAACGUCUAUGUGAAGUGUCCAUCUAUCCCGGCGGCCAUGGCUGCUGUUAACGCCCUCCACGGAAGAUACUUUGCUGGUAAGAUGAUCACUGCGGCGUACGUCCCGUUGCCAACUUACCACAACCUCUUCAAAGAGUCCAUCGCCGCCACACAGCUGCUGGCCCCGCCCCCGCGGCGGUGACUCCCCAGCGGCACGGCCCUCUGAUUGGCCACUGGACUUUUAUAUCUUCCUCUCCUAUUAGUCAACACAGACGAGUUUUACUUCCAACUUCAUGCCUGAAGAUGCCGUCUGUUUUUGGUGUUCUCUGCCCCCCCCCCCCCUCUGAGUAUUGUCUAAUGGUUGAGCUCCGUGAGCUGCGAGGAGGUCAGUUGAUGAUGGAGAUGAAGAUCGGAUCAGCUGAUUGGUCAGUUUGAUAUUUAACUGUUUCUCUAAUUGAGAAUUGAUUUUGUAAAACAUUGAUUAAAUUUUAUUUUGAAGUCA
This is a messenger RNA of Platichthys flesus (European flounder), 483 nucleotides long. RefSeq names its product RNA-binding protein 39-like. Gene Ontology annotation, molecular function: RNA binding. Gene Ontology annotation, cellular component: nucleus. Gene Ontology annotation, biological process: mRNA processing. The record is from RefSeq and is a predicted model, not a curated record. NCBI's taxonomy places the organism in Eukaryota, Metazoa, Chordata, Actinopteri, Pleuronectiformes, Pleuronectidae.